GGGGAGCGUUCUCAAGGCCUCCAUGGGCUCGGGGCCCCGCCAGCUGCUGGGGCAGAGGAGUAGAGCAGGUGGGGCAAUGCCGGGCUGAGUGCUGACACUCCAAGCAGAGGACAAGCAGGGGCUGGAGGAAGAGGGUGUAUUGGAGCUUGGAUGUGGUGAGUUUGAGGUGCCUGGAGAUCGGCCAGGCCGGGAGUUCACUUGCUCUGAGAAAGGCCGAGGGAACUUGACAAGCAUCCUCAGUACCCAGAGUUCCAGCGUGCUCAGAACUGAGGGGAGGCGCUGGAGGGCUCAGUUAGGGGUCACCAGCAUGUGUGUCAUGAAAAAGUCAGAAGGCAGACUGGUGGGCUGAGUGGUGGGGGUCGAGGGGGCUGUCUUGCAGGUUUCAGGGGCUGGGCCAAGGGCCAGAGCUAUCUGGGAGGGCUGUGAAUCAGAGCCUAGGUGAGAUCCAUGAGACUGGGAGAGAGGGGGAGACCUCGAGGCUCAGGCCAAGGCUGAAGAGGGGUGCCUCUGCUCUGCAACCCCAGGAGGGCAGGGCCAGAGCGCCUAAAGCCAUCCCCGCCUGCUCUCCACCUACAGCGCCUGUCCAGGAACUGUCCAGCACCAGGUGCUCCUGAAGGAGGAUGGGCUUCCCUCAGAAGCCCCUGGGCCCUGGUGUAGCUUAUGGUCCUGGGCCCUACUCCUUGCUCAGCUAACAUGUGCUUCCUGCAGGGCCCAGCUUUGGGUUCCCCUGCCCUCCAGCCUGUCAGAAUGCCCCCUUCUCUGAGGGUAGGCAUCUCCUUUCCCGAAGCAGGACUUGGGUCCCCCACUGUGCUCUCAGAGUGAGAGCUCCCCAGGGACAGGGCCCUGUUGGGAGCAUCGUGUGCUACAGAAAGGGACAGAUCUGAACUUGGCUCCACGCUCUCCUCUCACCCAUUCUGUGGCCCUUGACCCACCCACCUGCCUCCUGACAGGUAGCAGACAACCAGUAGAAAUCCAGUGAGUGACGAGCCCCUCGCCUCCCUGGCCCGAAACCCAUUCCCUCAUCUGUGCAAUGGGAGAAUCCUCUCUUCCUGGCAGAGAAGAUGUGAGGGAGAAGGGCUUUAAACAGGGGCAUAGCCCAUUUGGAUGUGGGUCCUAGAAAGAAUACCUUGGCCACACUAUGGAGCAUGAAUUUGUUGGAGGUUGGAGCAACAGUGGGAAACAGGCUGAGGAGGAGACCUCUGCAGCCAUCUGCCCAGAGCAGAGGGGGAAAAAAAGGAAACGGAUGCAAGACAUUUAGGAAGUAGAAGCAGAAGAGCUUUGAUUUUUAAACAAUUCACUUAUUUCAUCCUCAUGACAGCCCUUUGAAGUCAGUGCUGUUAUUACCCUCCGUUUGAACAGGUGAGGAAACUGAGGGCCCAGGAGCCCAAGUCACUUACCCACCGUCACAUAGCCAGGAAGCAGAGGAGCUGGGAUUCAAACCCGGAUGGCCUGGCUCCAGAUCUCAGGUUUUGAACCACUCCCCUGUCCCAACGUGUCGAAUGACCAGAUGUGGAGUGUGAUGGGAGCAGCUGUGGGGUGCAGCUAUGGGGCCCCCUAUGAUGGGGAGUCUGCAGGGCCCAGAGCCAGCAGGGCUUGUCAAGGUUGGGGGCAUCAGUGAAAGCUAGGGGGCUCAGCAGAAGAGUUGCCACCCUCCCACAGUGUCAGAGGCUGGGAGUUGUGUGAAAGGCAUGAAGGUGUGCUGGGCACAGGGCUGCUGUACCAUCUUUAACAGCUGCCUUCCAGCAAUGCUCCUCGGCACAGGCCUUGGGCCAUGAAGCAAUGUGAGUACAAGAGCAGGAUGGUCCCACUUUACAGCUAUGGAAACUGAUGCUCAGAAAAGCCAGGACCACCUGAGUGCCCCACCUCCCCACAAUCAUACAGCGGCAGCAUCCCAAGGGCUCUUGAUGUGCACCUGUCACUAGUUAGAGCUCCCUCCCAUACCCACUCUGCAGCAAAGUCCCAGCAGGUUCAAGGGUGUGAAGACCAGAAGCCAUGCCCACUUCUGCCUUCUGCCAGGGUCAUGGUUUGCACAGAUAUUCUGGUUGGGAGGGGUCGGGGAAUUCCAGCCACACCCCACUCUUGCAGGAACCUUGGUUCAGAGCCUGCCCUGUGGGGAGACUUUCUGGGGGUGGGGUGAGGUGGGGAGUAGACUUGAGAACCAACGCCCAAGGACCCAAAAGUGAAAGAGAAUGUGCCCUGUGUGCUGUCUGCCUCCAUCUGCAGGGUAGAAGACUCAGGCAGCCAGCAGGCAGAGGUAUCCUGGCUGAAGGACCGGGCUGCCCGGAGGUUGCCUCUGUCCUACAGGGGGAGGGGUGCAGAGAGAGGGCUGGAGGAGACUGUCCCACAGAGGCCAGGAGAGCAGCUGGAGGAACAGCAGGGUGGAGGAUGGAAAGAGCCUUCACUGUAAAGUGCAGCGUUGAGUGGGCCGGGCCAGGCCAGUGGUCCUGAGAAGCCCAGAGGAGAGGACUCCGUGGGCAUGAUUGGGGCUGGCUUCCUUGAAGACAGGGAAGAGUAUCUGGCAUUCCUCUGAACCCCGUGAUGAGUAAGGGUGCAGAAGAAGGGCGGGGCAUUUUGGUGAAAGAUGCUGCCCAGGGGCAGCCUGGCGGGGCAGGCUUCAGGGUACUGUGGCUAGUUGGCACUGUGGGGCCUCCUUCCAUUCCCUGGGGUCACUUGUCUCCUGUGGUGGGGAGGCCGGCUCCAGCUGGGGCUCCCCAGGCCGCUGCCCACUGUGUGGUGGAUCGAUUGGUCACUCCUUGGCCCAUUAGAGGGGGUGGCUGGGCAGCCUCAUCAAUAUUUUAAGGAAUGACCUGGCCGUGGGGUCCGGAACUGUGUGCCAGCAGGGCUGACAACUGGCUUUUUUUCUUUUCCAAUUGUCAGCGCUAUUUUUACCACCGGAAGGCCAGCCGCCCCCUCUCUCAGGCGUCUAACCGGGUGGGGGUGGGGGGUUCUCCCGACUGGGUUCCUGGCAGAGGGGAUAGGAGAGUCUGUGGCUUGGAAAGGCAACAGGAAGGGACUCGAUUAGGCUUCCCCUGCCCUCCUCAUCCCCUGCCCCACCUCCCUGAAGCCCUAUUCCAUCCACCUGGGCCCUGGCUAGAUGGGAGAAAAAAAACAUUUUGCCAGGAGGAGAAGCCAGACAGCCCAGCUGAGCCUCGAAAAACCCCAGGGUGAUGAAUUAAGGAAGAGUGGCCUGCCCACCCAGGGCCCUGGGGAGCCAGCACCUGAUCCCCGGACCCGGGUGGGCUCCCUUUAUCUACAGGCCCGGUCCUCAUAGAAGCCUGUGAAGGCGAGAGGCAAUCACUUGCCUACCCGUGGUCCCAGUGGGGUGACAGUGGGACCCCGGUCUUCAGUGUCCAAGGGCCGUGACAGUCAGGGACCCCUAGAAGCCACUGCUCCAGCCCCACAUUUUUUUGAUAAGAAGGCAAGGCAGAGCACAGAUUUCCCACUGCCCAAGCAGACGCUGUCCCGCAGGACACUGACUCAGCAGGUCUUCUCUUGCUCCCUGGGGCUGUAGUAGGAGGAGCUGGGACCCUGCCCACAGAAGCAAGAGGGCCAAGGACCACAGGGACUGUGAGAGCUCAGGGAGGGAGGGCGUGUAGGGGGAAGAAUUCCUGGAAGAAGAGAGGGUUUUACACAGUUUCAAGGCCAAGUAGAAUUUGAACAAUGGCAUGCGCUGCAUGAUGACAUGUCGGUCAACAAGGACUACAUAUACGACGGUGGUCCCCUGAGAUCAGUACCAUGUAGCCUAGGUGUGUAAUGGGCUAUCCCAUCUAUGUUUGUGUAAGUGCACGCUAUGACGUUCACACCACGAUGAAACCGCCUAACGACGCAUUUCUCAGAAUGCAUCCCGGUCGUCAAGUGACGUGCAACUGUACCGGGCAGAGUGAGGAAGGCAGUCCAGGCAGGAGAGGAGGACACAGGGAAAGACUGAGGUGGGAGUUCCCAAGGAAUCCCUGGCGGAGGGAGAGCCCGAGCCAGCUGGAUUCAACUCAGAAAACUUCCAGGCCAGUCCGGACAGUGGGGGCUGGGUAACUUUAUCCACCCUGCUUCUGGUACCUCGGGGUUCCCCUCCCUCUAAAGCCGAGCCCUCUUCCCUGUGCCUUGGAGCCCCCCCUUCGCAGAGACCCAUGUCUGGGCCUCAGUCUCCCCAUCUGUAACUAGAUGUGGGGCUCCCUGCGGGCUCUGCUGCUUGCAACUUUUAUCUCUGGCUGCUCAACCCCUGCAACACAGAAGUUCUGGCUGGACCCAGGGGACACCAAGGGCUGCUGUGCUGGGCAUCAGACCCAUAGGCCCCUGGCCAGCCAGCAAGCGUGGGUGGGAGAGGUGAAAGCAGGCCCAGCCUCCCAGGGCCUCCGAGGCCAGCUCCUGCCUGGGACCUGGCCACAGCCACCAUACCCUUGGCAGAUUCCUCUGAGUGGCACCCCUACCCCAGUGAGAGUGAGCUGGGACCUCCCUGUGAGAGCCUCUCUCCAGGGCCCUGUCCCUCCACUCUGCCCCUCCUCCCUGCCAGGGAUAUUCCCAGCCUGCAAGAAGAGUGGAGGGGAUGGGGGUUGAUCCCUGAAGAUGCAGCACGGGGACCAACUUCCUCCCUCUUCCCAUCUGCCCCGUGUGGGGGCAUAAUUAUGUCAAACAGAGGCGUCCACAUUUCAUGCUUGCUCCCGUGCUGGCCCUUCCCAGGCUGCCAUGUCACCCGGUCUUACCUUCCUGGUGGUCCCAGUGGUCCAUGGGGAGCACUGCCCUGCUGAGUAAAUGGAUGGGCUUGGAGCACACAGACAGGGCCUCCUGGCGUUAGCUGCAGGGCUUCUCCCUGACUCUCACCCCCCAAAAUGCGCCCUGUCCGCAGGUCAGGCCACAGCUGCGGCUCUCCACCUUCCCUGGAGGCCUCGGUGGUGGUGGCACGUGCGUUCCUGCCUCCACCCCACUCCUGGCAUGUGACUCAGGGCUGCCUUCUGCCCCCAAAGGGUGCCUAUGCCAGAUGGGGACUCAGACAUGGAAACGGACACCUGGAAUACCCUGCAGUUGGCCCCUUGCUAGAGGGAUGGACAGGAGGGGACUGUGGGAGCUCAGAGGAGACACUCAUGCCACCUGGGCAGGGGAGGCAUGGAGAGGUCGGGGAAGGCUUCCUGGAGGAAGAGGCCCUUGGAUUAAUUAUUGAAGGAUGAGUAGGAGUUAGCCAGAUGGAGAAAGGAGGAAGAGCAGGGCAGGAAAAAGGCCCAGCAUGAGCCACGCUCAUGGGUGCCUCAGCCUCCCUUCUCCCAGCCCCGCCCCCCAUGUCCUGACAAGUCUUCCUCCAAGUUGUUGCUCACGCCUGCAGUGAGGUCACUCUGCAGCCUCCAUACGGGCCCCGCCUCCCCUAGGAAACCUUCUUAACUCCCUGCUCCCCUCACCCCCAAUACCAGGGCAGGAGUCUCCGAGGAGACCUGCUGGUUUGCAGAACUGUCCUCUGUGCUUAGUGGCCUCAUCAAGUGGCCCCUUUCCUCCCUGGGCUGUCCUGUGGUUAUUGACUGCAGAUCAUGGCGAGGCUGCCCCAAGGUGAGAGGGAAUUCCCACGGUGCCCUGUGGCCCAGAGGCCCCACGGAUGAUCUCACAGAAGUGGGGCAGCUAUUUUUACCGGCGUUUAAUUACAGAGUUGGGAUCCCAGGUCAGAGAUGAGAUGGUGCUUCCAGGGGCUGUGAGGGGAGGGCCAUGCCAGGAGAUGGGGGGGGCUCCUGGGAGGGCAGGCGGCGGCGUGACCCUGCUCUCAGUGCCCCUAAUGCUAGACAGGCCCCCUCAGAUAGGGGCUCCCCAGGGCAGGGCCUAACCACAUCACCCCACUUAUUCUCCCCGCGUGAUUUUCACCCUGGCCCGGGAGGCAGGGGGGAUGCAUAAAGCCAAUGGGCUGGGCCUGCGCCCCAGGGCUGAUGCCAUCUUAGGGAGGAGGAGGCAAGGCCCCCAAAUGACUGGACACACACCCUAUAGUUUGAUGAUCCAGGGUGAUCAAGGACGGAGGGCCCUGGGAAGAGAAGGAGGCAGCUGGGUGAGGGGAUGGCUGGGAUUCUGGAGUGGGGCCUCUUCAGGAAGGUGGGAUUGGAUGGGAGGUCUGGAGGGGCAGGAGGGCAGGAGGCGGGAACACAAGUAGAGCGGGCAGGCCGAGAAGUCUGAGGAGCAGCACCUUCCAUGCCAGGAGGACAAAUUGGUCAUACUGGAUCCAUACCGGGAGGUGACCCCUAGGCCUGGAGUCAGGGCAAGAAUCCCAGGCCCGUCACUCACAAGCUGUGAGUUCUCAGGCCCCAAGUGAGGGCUUAGGCACCGACGGCUGUGACACACCUGGGGUGCUGAACACAUUCAUUUCUUCAUUUAUUCAUUCAGUGUUUACUGAUCACCUGCCAUGUGCCCAGCAUGGGGGACACAGCCACUUAGAAGACUCAAAAUCCCUGCCUUGUGGAGCUGGCAUUCUCAGGGGAAGGGUGCGGUGGGGUGUUGGGGUAGGACAACACAACCAAGUGAGUGAAUAAAUGGUAUGUCAGGUGGGGCUGCCUGCACUGCUGGAGCAGGAGGAUUUCUUAUUCUCAGUAGGGUGGUGGUCAAGAAAGGCUAUCGGAAACCGGAAGGAAAUGAGAGAGUGUGGGAAAAGAACAUUCCAGGCAAGGGCAAGAGAGAAGGGCAAGUGCAAAGGCCCUGGGGUGGGACCCAGCUGCAGCCAGAGCAGAGUGGGCAAGGAGAAGAGUGGCAGGAGAUAAGCUCAGAGAGGUAAAUGGAGGCAGACCAGGUGAGGCCUUGGGGGCCAUCGGUAGGACUCUGGCUCUUACGCUGAGUGGAAUGGGAGCCAUUGCAAGAUUUUGAGCAGAAGAGGAACUGAUCUGUCUUAUGUUUUAAAAAUGAUGACUGGGUUCCUGGGUGGAGAACAGACCAUAGAGGGGUGAGGUCAGGUUUCCGGGGCCCAGUGGAGAGGCUGCUAAAGGAGUGAAAGCAAGAGAAGGGGUUCUGAGGGUCCCUGGACAGCAGCCUGGACCAGGAGGAGGGGGGCAGGGGUUGGGCUCUUGGCGUAUUUCACAGACAGAGCCAUGAGCAUUGCACAUGACUUCUUCCUGUGCACCAGGCUGUGGGGGUCCUCAGAAGUUACCUAGGAAAGCAUGGGGACCCCACUUCAAGGCACCUGUCGUCCCAGCGUCCUUGGCCAGCCCCAGGAAUGACCUCGGGGUUCCCUGAGGCUGCUGUUUGAAGAAGGGGCUCCCCUCUUGCAGACACUGCUUCGGCCUCCCUGGCUGUCCUCUUCACACGCUGGCGCUGCUCCGAAUGGCUGCAUGUUGUAGCCGCCGCCCACCACACUCAUGCAGACACACACAGCCCCAGGGAGCCCUGGGGGAGCUAGCCACGGUGGGGGGACAGGGGCGCUCUGAUCAGACGUCAGAAGCUCACUCCGCGCCCUUCUCGCCUGCAGCCGCAGGGGGCUGCGAUGGGACGGGAGCCAUGAAUGGUGCCGCCCCAGGCCCCGCCGCCGCCGCCGCCCCGGUCCCGGUCCCGGUCCCGGUCCCGGACUGGCGGCAGUUCUGCGAGCUGCACGCGCAGGCGGCCGCCGUGGAUUUUGCGCACAAGUUCUGCCGCUUCCUGCGCGACAACCCGGCCUACGACACGCCCGACGCUGGAGCCUCCUUCUCCCGCCACUUUGCCGCCAACUUCCUGGACGUCUUCGGCGAGGAGGUGCGCCGCGUGCUGGUGGCCGCGCCGGCGUCCCCCGAGGCCAUGGAGCCCGAGGCGGCGGGGCCCCCGGCGCUCAAGGCGGCGGCGUACGGCCACUCGCGGAGCUCGGAGGACGUGUCGGCGCACGCGGCGGCCAAGGCCCGCGUCCGCAAGGGCUUCUCGCUGCGCAACAUGAGCCUGUGCGUGAUGGACGGCGUGCGCGACAUGUGGCACCGGCGCGCCUCGCCCGAGCCCGACGUGGGGGCCGCCCCGCGGGCCGCCGAGCCCCCGGCCGAGCCGCGUGACAAGUGGACGCGGCGCCUGCGGCUGUCGCGGACGCUGGCGGCCAAGGUGGAGCUGGUGGACAUCCAGCGCGAGGGCGCGCUGCGCUUCAUGGUGGCCGACGACGCGGCCGCGGGCCCCGGGGGCACCGCGCAGUGGCAGAAGUGCCGCCUGCUGCUGCGCAGAGCCGUGGCCGGUGAGCGCUUCCGCCUCGAGUUCUUCGUGCCACCCAAGGCCUCCAAGCCCAAGGUCAGCAUCCCUCUCUCGGCCAUCAUCGAGGUCCGCACCACGAUGCCCCUGGAGAUGCCAGAGAAGGACAACACGUUCGUGCUCAAGGUGGAGAACGGAGCAGAGUACAUCCUGGAGACCAUCGACUCCCUGCAGAAGCACUCAUGGGUGGCUGACAUCCAGGGCUGCGUGGAUCCCGGGGACAGCGAGGAAGACACCGAGCCCUCCUGUGCCCGGGGAGGCUGUCUGGCCAGCCGCAUGGCCUCCUGCAGCUGUGAGCUCCUGACGGACGCAGUGGACCCGGCCCGGCCCCCAGAGACAACAGCAGCUGUGGUGACAGCCCCGCAUAGCCGAGCUCGAGAUGCAGUCAGCGAGUCCCUGGUCCAUGUCCCACUGGAGACCUUCCUAGAGACCCUGGAAUCCCCAGGCGGCAGUGGUGGCGACAGCAAUAACACAGCCCCACGCCCCUCACACUGUCAUCCCUCUGCAGGGGAGGAGGGAGCAGAGCCGGAGCCGGAGGCCGAGCCCGCGCUGGAGCUGUCCGACUACCCCUGGUUCCACGGCACGCUGUCACGGGUCAGGGCGGCUCAGCUGGUGCUGGCGGGGGGGCCCCGGAGCCACGGCCUCUUCGUGAUCCGCCAGAGUGAGACUCGGCCGGGGGAGUACGUGCUGACCUUCAACUUCCAGGGCAAGGCCAAGCACCUGCGCCUGUCCUUGAACGGCCACGGGCAGUGCCACGUACAGCACCUGUGGUUCCAGUCUGUGCUUGACAUGCUCCGCCACUUCCACACCCACCCCAUCCCGCUGGAGUCAGGUGGCUCAGCAGACAUCACCCUGCGCAGCUAUGUGCGGGCCCAGGGCCCCCCACCUGGGGCUGUGGAGAACUCGGAAUGCGAUCCCCACCCCCAGGAGAAAAGGAAGAAACCUCUUACUGUCUCCAGCAAGGGGCUCCCAGGGUCUGCCAGGACCACACCAUCCAGCCCUAUGCUGUCAGAUCUCUCAGCUCUCCCUUCAGCCAGCCACCAGCCAGGCCAGCAAGCCGGAAAAUGCUGCCUCCUGCCUCCAGGCAUGAGGCUGAACUUGCUCCAAGGAGGUCACUGCCCUGGGAAUCGAGCAGCCUGCUUCCGGCUUGAGACUCCGCCCCAGCCCCGCCCGCCUGGGAGACUGCGCUUGCGUCCCUGGCGCGCGGCUCUGUCGUCAUACGUGCGCGCCGCCGCUUGCCGGGGAAGGAGGAAAGCUGUCAUGGCGAGCUCCGCCGCCUCCUCGGUGCGACCACCGAGGCCCAAGAAAGAGCCACAAGCGCUUGUCAUCCCCAAGAAUGCGGCAGAGGAGCAGAAGCUCAAGCUGGAGCGGCUCAUGAAGAACCCGGACAAAGCAGUUCCAAUUCCAGAAAAAAUGAGUGAAUGGGCACCUCGACCUCCCCCAGAAUUUGUCCGAGAUGUAAUGGGUUCAAGCGCAGGGGCCGGCAGUGGAGAGUUCCACGUGUACAGGCAUCUUCGCCGGAGAGAGUACCAGCGACAGGACUACAUGGAUGCCAUGGCUGAGAAGCAAAAAUUGGAUGCAGAGUUUCAGAAGAGACUGGAAAGGAAUAAAAUUGCUGCAGAGGAGCAGACUGCAAAGCGUCGGAAAAAGCGCCAGAAGUUAAAAGAGAAGAAGUUAAUGGCAAAGAAGAUGAAACUUGAACAAAAGAAACAAGAAGAAGCUAAACAUGAGUUACUGAUGUCUGCGACUCUACUCCCUUGCCAUAUGGAUCAUUCUAGCCGCCUCAACUUGUUUGCCUGUAACCUCCCACUCAAACAGAUCCAGUCAGUCCCAGGAGCAGCCGUCCAGCAGCUCUGAGGAGGCGUCUGGAACAGAGGAGGAGGAGGAGCCCAGCUUCAUCAUGGGGCGGUGACGACGUGUGCCACAGCGGCUGUCUGGAGCCUGGCACACCGUGACCACGGCUUCAGAAAACCCUCCGCACGACUGAGGGGAGGGGGCUGUUUCAGCUCAGUUUCCC
Messenger RNA from Equus caballus (horse), 10165 nucleotides. The record is from RefSeq and is a predicted model, not a curated record. NCBI's taxonomy places the organism in Eukaryota, Metazoa, Chordata, Mammalia, Perissodactyla, Equidae.